Marasmius oreades (fairy-ring Marasmius) is the source of this 2175-nucleotide messenger RNA. RefSeq lists its product as uncharacterized. The record is from RefSeq and is a predicted model, not a curated record. Lineage: Eukaryota; Fungi; Basidiomycota; Agaricomycetes; Agaricales; Marasmiaceae. The coding region runs from base 1 to 2175 and encodes 724 amino acids. The transcript is spliced from 5 exons.
AUGCUGGCAAAUGCUAUCGUCCUCAGUGAUGACUCCGCCAUUGAGUCAGUCCUGUCGGAAAUACCGUUUUUUUGCGCUGGGCUUGUCGCGUUUGCUCUUUUGACUUUCUUUCUAGUCAUGAAACGUGUUGAUUUACUCUCUGUGUAUCUUUAUUCAUCUACUAUUUUCGCUUUUGGAGCAGCUGUCCUGGAUAUUAGCCAACUAUUGGAGCGUGGCACAAGUAACAUAAUGCAGGGUACGGGAAAGGAGGCGGUUAAGGCGAUUAUCAACACUGGAGAAGUUGGUUUCUCAAUAUCGGUCGGGUUACGAUUUUUGUUCUUCUGGAAAUUCGUCGCCGAAAGACCUCGCGGAGAACCACCACCCCUCGGUCCAGCCCUAUACACAUAUAGUCCUCGGGAACAAGCACACAGUGCAAGCUGGAAACGUUGGGGAUUUCUUGGACUCGUCCUCAAAUGGUCUUUGUUAUUGGCUACGCUUGCCCUCCCAAUCCUCCAAAUUCUCUGGAGAAUUGUUUUCCGAACAUAUGGUCCCGUGUACCUGGUAGAAUCCACGAUGCAGAUUAUCAUUUCCGCCUUAUUCGUGCUGAAGCUGCUGCUCAAUAUGUUUCUCUCCCCCGUCAUCUCACGCUGGAAAACAAUGGUACCAAACUUGGCUCCAUUCCUCGCCUUGAUGCUUAAUUUAGCCAUUGGUAUUGGCUCCCUGGUAAUCUUCACUUUUUCCGAGACUACACUCGGUCGGUUCCUCCAAGCGGUGGAGCUUUACAUCCUCAUGCUCUUUGUUCUCAUUUCAACCUUUCACAAUGUGCCCAAACGUCCCCCGCGAGCAGACACUGCUUCCUAUAUUGUUUCAGCUCCAGAAAAACCAACCCAGGCGCCUCCCGAAGUUUCUCCGACUUCCGCGACUAGGGAAUGGCCAAAUCUUCCAAGUCGUACCUCUAGGCGUCUUUCUUCUUGGAUAAUGGCACGCCGUAGUUCGCAUGCACCAAGUGGCGUGCGGUGGCUUGUAACCCCGGUGGAUGUGGAGCGAGAUACUCCAGGUAACCAACAGACUAAACCAGCGGAUGGGAUUGACCCUGUACUUAAGGUCUCGAAUGAAGGCCCAAUCCCUCGAUCUAACCCACUUCCGUCUCCCACUGUAACGACUCCCACUCGAACUCAGGAUGGCAGUAUCUUUCCCGAGCAAGUGAGAGAUAGGCGCCCAUCAACAGUAUUCUCCUUGUCGUACUAUGGCACGACUCAACCACGAGAUUCCGGCCUCUCUUUGCCCAGCACCCUUCCUGUUCCCAACCGCAACUCGCAGCGUGGGGCAGAAUCUCCAGUUUAUGGAUUAAACGGUUUAGUCAAUCAGACCGUUGAAAGGAAAACCCAAACGAGUUUCAGUUCUCUUGAUGAACUAUUGCGACAACAGAGUGAACUGGACAAGAGCAUAGCCAACUUACGACUGUUCUCAACAUUCGGUACCGCCCCUCCCGACGGACGGAUCGGUUCUUCUUCUUCGGCUUCCAAACCUUCCAGGACAGAUCGCACGUUCAGCUCAACGUCGAAUCACAGCGAGUUUUCUCUAAGCAUAUUUCCUGACCCACCCAAAUUUGGCGAGUCGGAGAGGAUAUUCCAGUCGUCAAAGUUCUCCACUACUCUGCGUGCGAAACGAACGAGUCUCCUGAAUGCUCAGCGUGGCUCAUCGGCCGAUAACGGACUCAUCUCUCACGCUCAGCCUGGUCGGUUAGACUCAGUGGGAACAUCCUACGAUGUCACUUCGUUCAUUGGUGGUUUAACAAAGCCCACCCCUACUCCUGGACACAGUCACGCUAACUCGUUUGAGAAAGACGCACCUGCCUUGAGUGACGUAGAAUCUGGAGAUGAAGGAAGCCCCCCUAUAACUGCGAAACCCAACCAGUCGAGCUUAGGAACAGAAGUUGUUGACGGUGAACAGAGUACAUCUACCGUUCGUUUGAGACCUUUUCUACUUGGAAAUGUGACAUCCCUACCAUCGAACCCUCCCCCUUUGGCACCCCGAACUCUAGACCCUCCCGCCGGCCCUCGCAAACCGAUUCCAAGGAAUUUGCAGGUGAAGCCUUUCAUCAGCAAUCCUCAGCGCAGUAGAGAGUCGGACCAUGCAUUUGAUUCUACCGCGUUUGAGAAACCUCGCCCAGCUCCUUCAGUUAGUCUUAGUUAG